Cryptomeria japonica (Japanese cedar) is the source of this 657-nucleotide messenger RNA. Its product is annotated as L-type lectin-domain containing receptor kinase IV.1-like. Gene Ontology annotation, molecular function: protein kinase activity; ATP binding. Lineage: Eukaryota; Viridiplantae; Streptophyta; Pinopsida; Cupressales; Cupressaceae. The record is from RefSeq and is a predicted model, not a curated record. The transcript is spliced from 2 exons. Bases 1 to 657 code for a protein of 218 amino acids. Gene Ontology annotation, biological process: protein phosphorylation.
AUGGUUAUUGUAGUUGUUGCAGUUGUCCUAGUAACAAUCAUCUUCAUGCCCUACAAGAAGAUUUACAAACCUGAGCCCCAAAAGGAAGGAACAACUGCCUCUUCAUCUCCACCAGAUGUAAUUAUAGAGGGGAAAGCUGGUGCUCAACAAAUACAGGAUCAUUUAGGUUUAUCUUCAAACGUGCAAGUGGUGCCUUUUAUAGCAGAAGCAGAAACAGGAAGAAUUGUAGAGAUGCACGCAGGUCUCUCCUCCAACCAGCAACUAUUCCUCGAGCCUACAGAAAUUUAUACAAACCUCUCGCUUGAUGAUAUAUUUUACAUUAAAAGGCAUUGCCGUGAGUCUCGUCCAGUUCGUGAAGGAAGCUUUGCACGAGUUUAUAAGAUGAACUUCGACGGUAUAGAUUUGGCUAUAAAGGAAAUAGAACAUAAAUCCCCUCACACCAAAAGAUGGGUAGAGAAUGAAGUUACUCUUCUACUGGGAAAGGAGCACAUAAACAUUAACAAGCUGUGUGCUUGGUGUAUAGAAGCAAACAUAUCCUACUUGGCCUACAUGUAUAUAGAUGGAUGUUCUCUGGAUGCCUACUUGAGAGGAAAUUGUACAGGGUUUUCCUACAGCUGGAAACAGAGCUUGAGCAUGAUAAUGGGUAUAGCCAAGUGA